Molecule: messenger RNA, 1013 nt
Organism: Anarrhichthys ocellatus (wolf-eel)
Lineage: Eukaryota; Metazoa; Chordata; Actinopteri; Perciformes; Anarhichadidae
Product: tubulin-specific chaperone D-like
Exons: 6
Coding region: 216-653 (145 amino acids)
Biological process (GO): post-chaperonin tubulin folding pathway; adherens junction assembly; bicellular tight junction assembly
Cellular component (GO): lateral plasma membrane
Molecular function (GO): beta-tubulin binding; GTPase activator activity
Source: RefSeq, a predicted model, not a curated record
UGAAUACUUUCCGUACCCACUGUAUAUGCCGAUUGUUCCUCCAAUUAGUUUUCCCAUGUUCAUUGUCAAUGUUUAGGGAUUCCUUCUAAACAAAUACACUUACAAACAACCAGUGUAACAUUCUCCCAACAUAAUAUAAUCUGUGUGAUGUCAGUGACGGUGUUUUCUGUAUAUAUAUUUUUUUUUUUUACAGGGUGUCUAUUCCUUUUCUUAAGAUGCUCAAUCAGAUCCUCGCUAACAGCUGCUUUGAAAUCUUCACCACACAAGAGAAUCAUCCGUUCUGUUUGGACCUUUUGAAUCUUUGCAAAGAGUUCAGGAAGGCCAAAGAUAUUUCCAAGCUGCGCGCCUGUAUAGCUGUCUUGUGUGGGCUGAUCCAGUUCCAGGGUGACGUGAGGAAGAAAGUAUUGUCCCAGCUGCUGAUGCUGCUCUGCCAUUCCUUCCCUGUGAUCAGAAAGACCACGGCCAGCCAGAUGUACGAGAUGCUUCUGACCUACGAUGAUGUCAUAGAGCUGGAAGUGUUGGAUGACGUCAUGACCCUGCUGAGUGAUACUAAUUGGGAGGGCGACCUUUCCACAGUACGGACUCAGAGGAAUCAGCUCUGUGAUUGGUUGGGAGUCCCCAGGCCACAGGCGGUUACCAAGCAGGUUUCCUGAUCACCUGUGGCUGUAAGUCGUGUAUGUGGACCACAAGCUGUAAGAAUGAAGAAGGAUCUCUUUUAAAGCCGCGCUGUGUCAUCGGUCUGUACAUCUGACAACAUACAACACAUAGAAUGAAUCACAAUCGGACAGUUUACAUAACACUAGAUGUGAUGAAAACAUCCGCUAUCGUUACUACCAAGUUCUUGCAUGUGCACAGAUCUAAAGCUCUUGACUGUGAUCAACUAAUACAAUCCAGCACACUGUCACAUUCACGUGUACUCGCUUACUUUGCCAACAAUGCUUCGGCCCUUUAGGCUCCUUGCCUGAAGGAGGUCUAAACAUUCAUAUUAUUAAAGUGAGUGAAAAUAAUCAACA